This is a messenger RNA of Durio zibethinus, 1074 nucleotides long. NCBI's taxonomy places the organism in Eukaryota, Viridiplantae, Streptophyta, Magnoliopsida, Malvales, Malvaceae. The record is from RefSeq and is a predicted model, not a curated record.
UCAGCUCUAGAAUACCUCCAUGCUGGACAACGAACUCCUAUAAUCCAUUGUGACCUAAAGCCAAGUAAUAUUCUACUAGAUGAAGACAUGGUUGGGCAUUUGGGAGAUUUUGGCAUUGCCAAACUAUUAGAAGAAGAUGAUUUCAUAAGACAAACCAUGACACUUGCAACUAUUGGAUAUAUGGCACCAGAAUUUGGAUCAGCGGGAAUUGUUUCCAUAAAAUGUGACAUCUAUAGUUAUGGCAUUCUUUUAAUAGAAACUUUCACAAAAAAGAAGCCAACUGAUGAAAUUUUUAGUGAAACAAUGACCAUGAGGAAUUGGAUGAAAAGAUCCUUAUCUAAAGGAAUGAUUGAUAUUGCAGAUGCCAAUUUAUUAAGAAGAGAAGAUGAAUAUUUCAUUAUUAAAGCAAAUUGUAUAUCAUCCAUCAUGGAGUUAGCUUUGAAAUGUUCAGCUGAGUUACCUGAGGAUAGAAACAAUACGGCAGAUGUUGUGGCUAUGCUCAAGAAAAUCAAACAUAAGCUUCUAAUCAGCAUUGAGCAAGUUUAAUAAGGUAUGAAAUGUGUUAGCUUGUCAUUAUUAAUUCACUCUUCAUUUUCUAUUCAAUUCAGCGAUGAUUUGGCAUGUUUUGUUGUUAGAUUUAGACAAAUUUUAUCUCUUCAAUCCUGUGCUAUAAACCCAAGUACAUAAUUAUAAGACCCUAUACCCAUCUCUUCAAUCUUGUGCUAUAAAAUUCCUAAAACUGUUAAAAUAAAUAGAAAAUGCAUGCAAGAAACUAAUUUUCCCUCUUUGCUCUCUCAAUUGCUCUCAAGCAUUGGGUUCUCGCAGCUACAUUCACUGUUCUUUGCAAUUCAAAGUUUCACUGCAAACCAAAACCGAGAUUCAGAAGCAAAAACCAAGCAGCGGGCUAUGCAGUCAAUUCCAGUUUAUAUCAGCAUUAAAAGAUUUAGUUACUUUUUUAUUUUUCAGAUUGCUGAUGUCUAUUUACUCGGUUGUGUCUUUUAUGUUGUAAGUUGCUUUUAUCUUUUACUGAAGAUUAGCUGUACUUCUGCUUGUAGAAAGAUUUUCCCCUUCUUC